AUUUGACAUUUCGCACAGAUAUUACUUGGUAUACACCAUUUAUUACGUUAAAUAUAACGUCUGUACAUACAUACAUACCUAAUUGUGUUUACUACAUCAACGUAAAUGCACUGAACUAAAUUUACUAUAUAGGCAGUAAAGAAUCUAUUUUUCUUGUUUUGAUUCAACUUUCCCGAAAUUUUAGUGAUCCAGUUGAUUGAAAUAGACACAAAACGCAAAAUGGCAUUUAAUAUAAAUGAGCACCAACACAUUCGUUACAAUCCUCUGAAAGGCGAAUGGGUGUUAGUAUCCCCUCAUCGUACAUUAAGACCUUGGAGUGGUCAAGUGGAACCUAGUACAGGGAAUAAAAUUCCUCCCUUUGAUCCCACCAACCCUCUUUGUCCAGGUGUAAAGCGCUCUUCAGGAAUAACUACACCAAAUUAUACAUCGACGUAUGUGUUUACCAAUGAUUUCCCUGCGUUACUGGAAGAGGGACCAGAACCGACUCCUUCAGAUGAUCCACUAUUCCAAAUAGCAACAGCCAAAGGAACAUGCAGGGUGAUUUGUUUCCAUCCACGUUCUGAUGUGUAUAUUCCAACGAUGACCCUCGAGGAAGUGCGUUCAAUUAUAGAAGAAUGGAUUCGACAAAUGAAAGAAUUAGGACCAAAGUUUUUGUGGGUUCAAAUAUUCGAAAACAGAGGCGCUAUGAUGGGAUGUUCGAAUCCUCAUCCUCAUUGCCAAGUUUGGGCGUCAAAUUUUUUACCCAACGAGCCCAGUAUAAAAGACAAACAUUUACGAGAAUAUUACGAAAAGUACAAGAAGCCACUUCUUCAAGAUUACGCUGAAAAAGAGCAGCAGAAAGGUGAGAGGGUCGUAUGUGAAAAUGAAGAGUGGCUGGUAGUGGUACCGUAUUGGGCAAUUUGGCCUUUUGAAACGAUGGUACUGCCCAAAAGACAAAUACAAAGGUUUACUGAUACCGAUGAAAGUCAACGUGAAAAUUUAGCGAAAAUUCUCCAGCAGUUAAUUACAAAAUACGAUAAUGUUUUCAAAUGCAGCUUCCCUUAUUCGAUGGGCUGGCACGGAGCACCCACUGGGCCAAAAUUGAACGAAAACCAACCGCAUUGGACUUUUCAUGGGAUUUAUUAUCCUCCACUGCUAAGAUCAGCCACAAUUAAGAAGUUCAUGGUUGGCUACGAACUACUUGCCCAAAGUCAAAGGGAUUUAUCCCCAGAAAGUGCAGCGGCUGUUUUAAGAAGACAAUCGGAUGUUUAUUAUACGAAACAAUAAUUUUUAUAUGUUAUAAUGUUGUUGUUUAUUUUAUUCUUCACUUAUAUAAUAAAGAACAAUCCUUUAAGUUA
Messenger RNA from Agrilus planipennis (emerald ash borer), 1337 nucleotides. RefSeq names its product probable galactose-1-phosphate uridylyltransferase. The transcript has 3 exons. Gene Ontology annotation, biological process: beta-D-galactose catabolic process via UDP-galactose, Leloir pathway. Gene Ontology annotation, cellular component: cytoplasm. The coding region runs from base 220 to 1266 and encodes 348 amino acids. Gene Ontology annotation, molecular function: UDP-glucose:hexose-1-phosphate uridylyltransferase activity; zinc ion binding. The record is from RefSeq and is a predicted model, not a curated record. Lineage: Eukaryota; Metazoa; Arthropoda; Insecta; Coleoptera; Buprestidae.